UAUAAAUAAACAAAUAAUAUCUAGGUACAUUCGUAUUGAAGUUAUUAUAGUGUGUAUGUUACCAUAAUAUUUGUUAUAUUUGUUCUAAUAUAAUUAGUAAUAAAAUCGUCCUAAUUCAUCUUUAAAUAAAUAGGUAAUUACAGAAUUGAAAAGUAUAAAAUUUGGGAAAUCUCAAAAAAUCCAUCUGUAAUUUGUGACAUGGAAUCCUAUAUCUACCAUAUCGUGGAAUUCAAAGAGCUGCCGUAUUCAAACAUCGAGAAAUACGUUUGUGUCCCCGACUCUUGGAUACGAUGGCGAGACACAGACAGCAAACAAGUGAUUAUUGCAUAUCCUGACUCAAAUAUGAAAGUGUUAAAGGACAUGGUUAAAAAUAAGGAGAAAUAUUCUGAACAUUGGAAAUUGUAUAAAGCUUUCAGGAGACAUGGUACAGAUUCCUACGAAUGUGCGAUGCGUAUCAUAAAAACGAAACAAGAUGCUCCAUCUACCGUAGAAGAAGAGCUAAACAACAUUUACGAACAGUUCGCCAAACUGCAACUCCGUGUGGAACAGCUGGAAGAACAACAGGAUGCCCACGAAACUCCGGAAGAAGAAGAGUCCUUCUACGAGACGGCACAGGCCGACCUGUCACACUUAAACUUACCCCCCGACUUUGAUGAAAAUGAUCCCACGUGGACUUUGAAACAUCGUGAAUAUAGAGAGGGUCUUGUUCCCCUCCGACCCACCGCAAAAAUAAAAGUUUAUGUAGAUUGCAAUGCAUUAGACAAGUGGAAGAGAUCUUCGAGUGAUUGCAAUGAACUAGCUCGACAUUUGCUAGAAGAAGUUUUCACCAGCAACGCGCUAAAAGUAUGCUCAUGGACGGGUCGAAAGGGAAAUAAUGGAAAUUGUGUUCAUGUAAGACCCGGAUUGUAUCUUUAUGCGAGAGAACAAUUAGUUACAUGCGUUUUAACGAUUGGUCGCGAAAAGGGAUGGCCUGCAGAUAAACAGAAAGUUGUAAAGUACUUGCAAGGCAGGUUGCAAACUAUUCGUAAGCCUAAAACUCCUCAAAAGUCACCCAAAUAAUCAUGACAAUGACAUAAGUAGUUUUGCUUUUUAUGCUUAGGUUAGCUUAAUUGUUUUUUUUUUUU
This is a messenger RNA of Leguminivora glycinivorella, 1124 nucleotides long. RefSeq lists its product as uncharacterized. The coding region runs from base 199 to 1059 and encodes 286 amino acids. The transcript has 3 exons. Lineage: Eukaryota; Metazoa; Arthropoda; Insecta; Lepidoptera; Tortricidae. The record is from RefSeq and is a predicted model, not a curated record.